Sardina pilchardus (European sardine) is the source of this 1884-nucleotide messenger RNA. RefSeq names its product guanylate-binding protein 1-like. Bases 1 to 1884 code for a protein of 627 amino acids. The transcript has 11 exons. The record is from RefSeq and is a predicted model, not a curated record. Gene Ontology annotation, molecular function: GTPase activity; GTP binding. Lineage: Eukaryota; Metazoa; Chordata; Actinopteri; Clupeiformes; Clupeidae.
AUGUCCGACGGUCCACCCGCCAUGGCAGCGCCUGUGUGCCUGAUUGAGAACACAGACCAGGGCCUGCAGACGGUGGAGUCGUCCCUCAACCUCCUGCGGAGGAUCCAGCAGCCCGUGGUGGUGGUGGCCGUGGUGGGGCUCUACCGCACCGGCAAGUCCUACCUCAUGAACCGGCUGGCCGGGCAGCAGUCAGGCUUCGCCCUGGGCAGUACCAUCGAGUCGAAGACCAAAGGCAUCUGGAUGUGGUGUGUACCCCACCCUGUUAAAGAAGAGCAUACACUGGUGCUGCUAGACACAGAAGGACUUGGUGAUGUCGACAAGGUGGAUUCAAAGAAUGAUAUCUGGGUCUUCUGCCUGGCUGUGCUGCUCAGUAGCACUCUGGUCUACAACAGCAGAGGCACCAUCGACAACCAGGCCAUAGAGAAACUGCAUUAUGUGACGGAGCUGACCAGUAAGAUCCAAGUGAAUUGUGCAGGUGCCACUAAUGAUGAGGACCCAGAGGACUGUGAGUUUGUCCGCUUCUUCCCAGACUUUGUCUGGGCUGUUCGGGACUUUACUCUUGAGAUGAAACGCGGUGAUCAAGACAUGAGUGAAGACCAGUACCUGGAAUUUGCCCUGGAGUUAAAGAAGGGUCGAAAUCGUAAGGUCUCAGACUACAACCUGUCAAGAGACUGCAUUCGGAACUUCUUCCCGACCCGGAAGUGCUUUGCCUUCCCGUUCCCGAUGGCGGCAAACAACAUGAAACAUCUGAACUCCAUGUCUGAGGCUGACCUCAACCCAGACUUUCUGAAAGUCACUGAUCGUUUUUGCAGUUCAGUCUUUGAAGAGGGCCGUGUGAAGACCACAAAGGGAGGUCAUGGGGUCACUGGCAGCCGGUUCAGCCACCUUGUGAAGAUCUACGUGGACACCAUCAACAGUGGCAGCAUUCCCUGCCUUGAGAAUGCAGUGGUUGUCAUGGUAAAGAUUGAGAAUGAGUCGGCUGUGAAUGAGGGGUUCGAGCUCUAUGAGCAGGGCAUGGAGAACUGUAGCAAGAACUUCCCUAUUGAUGUUGGAACACUCUCAGCGGAACAUCAACGCCUUGAGGCCAUGGCAAUGCAGGUUUUCCUGAAACGUUCCUUCAAAGACACAGAGGAGAAGUACAUGACAAUGUUGCAAGAGAGAGUGGCAAAGCUAUGUGAUCAGCUGAUCAAUAAGAACAUGGAUGCUUCUGAAAAGCUGUGUUGGAAGCUUCUCUCUGAUCUCUAUCUGCCAAUAGCCGCCAACAUUGAAAAGGGAAUCUAUGCCAAGACAGGUGGGUAUGCAAUCUACCGCCAUGAACGAGACACCAUGGUGGCCAAGUACCAGCAGCAUGGCAAAAAGGGCAUGAAGGGGGAGGAGAUGUUGGAGAGGUUUCUCCAGGAGAGGAGUGCUGAGGCCAACUCCAUCCUGAUGGCAGACCAGAAACUCUCAGAGGUCGAAAAACAAAUGGCCGAGGCCCGAGAGUGUGAGGCACUGCAGAAGCAGCAGGUCAAGGUGGCAGAGCAGCAUCAACAGGACCUGCAGCGCGUCCGGGAGGACGAGCAACGCAGCCAGGAGGAGCGCUUGAGACGCAUGGUGGAGAAGAUGGAGGAGGAGAAACGCCUCCAACUUGAGGAGCUGGAACGUGCCAUGGACUGCAAGCUGAAGGAGCAGAAGGAGAUGAUGGAGAAGGGCUUCAGGAACCAGGCUGAUAUCAUGAACCAGGAGAUCGAGCAGCUCAAGAAGGAGAAGGAAAUGGAGAUGGAGAAGGAGGCUGGGCCAGGGAUCUUUGAGAAGUACAUUGUGCCUGCAGCCAAAAUCGGUGCAACCCUCCUCUCCACCUUCUUGUCAUACCAAAUUGCACCUGUCUUUAGUGAUGCUCACUAG